ACGUGGACGUAGAACCGAAUGCAGCUGACUCUGAUGUGCACUCAACAAACAUCAACCAAACAACAUAACCAAUCUAUACACAAAUCAAUCAACCAGUCAAACAAUCACAAACAAACAAACAAACAAACAACACCUACCACAAAUACACACAUAUUAACUAAUCACAAACAACACAGAUACACAAACAUCCACUACACAAUUACACACAAUCAUGUAUCCAGAUUGGUUCACACACAUGUCCAGUAUACAAAACAUGUGUAGAUCGAUCAGGACUCAUCCAUUUCCCCCACGAAACAUAAGAUCAACACUAAGUGUGGUCACUCGAUCAUGGGGCAACAACCAUACCACUACAAACACAUUCACUACCUACCUACCACAUACUCUCACAAACACAACUACCACUAAUCAAUCCCUCUACACUAAACAACAUCACACGCAACAAUCACAAAUAACAACAUAUCAACACCAUACUCACACUUUAGACAACAACACUAAUAUUGCAAUAUCAUCAUGUGGAAAUAAUUCCAACACUAUCAUAUCGCAUGUCUAUUUCGCACACAGUUAACACUGCACACGUGGACGUAGAACCGAAUGCAGCUGACUCUGAUGUGCACUCAACAAACAUCAACCAAACAACAUAACCAAUCUAUACACAAAUCAAUCAACCAGUCAAACAAUC
Messenger RNA from Schistosoma curassoni, 679 nucleotides. The record is from the annotation of a GenBank genome assembly. Lineage: Eukaryota; Metazoa; Platyhelminthes; Trematoda; Strigeidida; Schistosomatidae.